Molecule: messenger RNA, 2040 nt
Organism: Triticum dicoccoides
Lineage: Eukaryota; Viridiplantae; Streptophyta; Magnoliopsida; Poales; Poaceae
Product: pentatricopeptide repeat-containing protein At4g01990, mitochondrial-like
Exons: 2
Coding region: 45-1700 (551 amino acids)
Cellular component (GO): mitochondrion
Molecular function (GO): protein binding
Source: RefSeq, a predicted model, not a curated record
UCCCAGACCCAGAGUCGAAACCCCCAAACCAAAACCCUAAACCCAUGGCGGCGCUCGCCCCCUCCGCCGGCGCCCGCUUCCUCCGCCGCCUCCUCUCCACCGCCGCCGAGGUGGCACGGGAGGCGCCGGCCCCCGCCGCGAAGAACCCGAAGAAAGCGGCGCGCCCCGUCGGGAAGCGGGCGGCGCGCGCCGUCGCCCCCCAGGACGCGGAGAAGGCGGCGCAUCCCGCAGCAGAGGCGGCGCCGGAUGCGGAGGGCGCGAAGAAGGCGGCGGCGGCGGGGACCAAGGACUCGCGCCCGCUGUACCGGCGGCUGUCGGCCCUGGGGAACGCCGGGGAGGGGAGCGUGUCGGCGGUGAUGAACAAGUGGCUGCGGGAGGGCCGGGAGACGCGCUCCGUGGAUCUCGAGCGCUACGUCAAGGAGCUCCGCAGGUACAAGCGCCAUUCCCAGGCCCUCGAGUUGAUGGAUUGGAUGGUUCAUACAAAGGGCAUGAACAUGUCUUACACUAACCAUGCAAUACGUUUGGAUCUCAUCUACAAAGUGCGUGGCAUCGAGGCAGCUGAAAAAUAUUUUGAAGGCCUUCCUGAUCCAGCCAAAAACCAUCGAACCUUUGGGGCACUUCUGAACUGUUAUUGCUCAUCGAAAAAGGAAGAGAAAGCAACAGACCUUUAUCGCAAGAUGGAUGAGCUAGGCAUCGCAUCCAGCACUCUGCCCAUCAACAAUCUCAUGUCCCUAUACAUGAAGUUAGGCCAGCAUAAGAAGGUCUGUAGCCUGUUUGAGGAGAUGAAGGAGAAGAAUGUUAAGCCGGAUAACCUGACGUGCUGCAUUCUGAUGACCAGCUGUGCGGCAUUGAACAAGAUAGAUGACGUUGAACAAGUUCUAAAAGAAAUGGAAGAAAAGGGUGGGGUUCUAGGGUGGUCUGCAUACAGCACACUGGCUUCCAUCUACCAGAGUGCUGGUUUGGUUGAAAAAGCAGAGUCUGCUCUGAAGAAACUUGAGGGCCUUGUUCAAGAUCGUGAUGGCAGACAGCCUUUUGAUUUCCUUAUGAGUCUAUAUGCUUCCGUAGGCAAUUUGAGCGAGGUCAAGAGGGUGUGGGGCGUGGUUAAGGGCACUUUCCCCAAAGUGACUAACACGAGCUACUUCAGCAUGCUGCAGGCUCUUCUUAAGCUCAAUGAUGCUGAUUACAUGAAGCAGGUCUUUGAGGAAUGGGAGUCUAAUCAUGAGUGCUAUGACGUGAAGCUGACUAACGUGAUGACUCGAGCCCACCUGAAGAAUGGCAUGGCCAAGGAAGCAGAGCAGCUGUGGGAAAAGGCCAAGGAAAUGGGUGCAUGUUUUGACUCUAAAACAUGCGAGCUGUUUCUCGAUCACUACAUGGGGACAGGGGACAUGAAAUCAGCGCUGAACUGGGUCGAGAAUGUGACGAAGCUCCCCAAGAAAGCAGGGAAGCUGGAUCCUGAUAAGAUCCCGAAGUUCUCCAAGUACUUCGAAGAGCAGAAGGACGUGCAAGGCGCCGAGAGGUUCUGCAACUGCCUGAGGGCGCUCGGGUGCAUCGACGGCAAAGCAUACGAGUCCCUCCUGCGGACCUAUCUGGCGGCCGGUGAGACGAGCCGCUCCGUCCGGCAGCAGAUCAAAGACGACAAGAUUGAGAUUUGCUAUGACAUUGGGAAGCUGCUCAAGAGGUUGGGCGACAAGGGGCGAUGAAAUGGUACCUGUUUCUGCCCCUAGUUUACACCGUUGGUUUCUUAUGAUUCCUUCCGUGAACGAAUAGCAGAAAGCAGGUAUUAUAUAGUCCGAGGGGAUCUUUCUCCUACGUUUGGUGCUUCUGAUGCCCUUGUUCUGGCUCAUCGGCGUUUGGUGCUUGUGCAAGAAGAAGCAGAAAGCAAAUAAUUUUUGUAUUAGUACAACUUGUAGCCUGAGGGGAUCUUUCUCCUACAUUUUUCCUUUUUCCUUUUUUGCCUUUCUUCUGUAUGUAUUGGCUGUUUCAGACUUUUGAUGAGUACUGGAGCAAGGAUGCUACUACAGGAUCGUUCCUUAUUCUCUU